UGCUCUUAAAUGUGACGUGGCCUUCCGCCUUAACCGGAAGCUGAAAGGAAUUUGUGUGGAUCUGAGCAACCGCAUCAUCGCUCGAACUCCAAAGGGAAAAAAACAUUAUUACGGCAGAAGAAUGGUGACCGAUGUGCAGCUGGCGAUCUUUGCCAACAUGCUCGGGGUGUCCUUGUUCCUACUAGUUGUCUUAUACCAUUAUGUUGCUGUUAAUAACCCCAAGAAACAGGACUAGUCACCCAGAAUGACACGAGAGGAACCUGAGUCGGCGCCUCUGAAAAUGCCAUUCUUCCCAUCCACAAGCCCUCUUUCACAAAUUCCAACUUGUGUUUGCACACUGUUUGUUUUUUAAUAAACAUGAAUAAAUUGAGCAUGGAUGUCUCACUAAA
Messenger RNA from Oryzias latipes (Japanese medaka), 389 nucleotides. RefSeq names its product oligosaccharyltransferase complex subunit 4 (non-catalytic) (gene ost4). Gene Ontology annotation, cellular component: oligosaccharyltransferase complex. The record is from RefSeq and is a predicted model, not a curated record. NCBI's taxonomy places the organism in Eukaryota, Metazoa, Chordata, Actinopteri, Beloniformes, Adrianichthyidae.